CCUCACCGUCCGACGGAGCGACUUAUGUCACUCUACUACCAUCCCGACGACGCUCUUCCACAAUCUCCAGGCCUCACCCCUUUCAAACCCAAAGUCACCCCCAGUCCGUCCCCCCCGCCGGCAGUCACCCAUCCUAUCCUACUGUCUCCAGUCACCACGCGCCGUCUCACUUCCUCAUUCUCUCGGGGCCGCAAGAAAUCAAAUCGACCAAAAACCAACCCAAGUCCUGGAGAUUUUGUCCUCAUCAACGUCAUGGAUCCCAAUCGUCCUGAUAUCGCACGGGACGCGGGCGCUCGCGCCCUCAAUUCCGAUUCAGGCUCCGACGAUGACGAUUUCGAUAGCCCGUCUCCUACCGCGGAACCAAUGCCUCUCCCGACUCCCCAUCAUCCGUCCAGGCUUGCCGCGAUCCCGGGGAUAUCUUCUUUGAACCUAUCAGAUAUCGCUCAAGAGGCGCUAAACGCAAAUCCUGCAUCACAGAAAGAUGUCUUCAAAACCCCAUUCCGCCCUGGGCAUCGGGAUUCGGUCGUUGAAUUGGACACCCAGGAUCACAAUGCAGUGAGUACCGAGACAUCGACAUCAGAUCCUUCCUUCGUGGCCCCCGUCGAUAAUGGGGUUCCCUCUAGGGCGGCCGAGACCAGAUCUCCUACUCUCAGCGCCGAACGCCACGGAUCCUUUUCCAACGGGCAACCUCAUAUACAGGCACCCCUUAUUUCAUCCAACCUUCACGAGCUCGUCAUACCAGCCCGGAGAGGAUCGGACAUACCGACACGACUACCGGCCUUGCAAACACCGCAAUCACCGCCCUCCGAGGCAUCUGCCACGUCUCCUGGCCAGAAACAACAGCUCCCCUCAUUUAGACACCUCAGUGAUUUGGCCGAAACUGCCGAGCAAGAGAUGAACAGAACACAACUGCCUCAUCGGCAAUCUAUAUCGUCCAUCGGUCAAUCUCCUACCUCCGUGAGUCGGCAACUCUCCAUCACCUCGCUCUCUCCCGCGAGCGGAUACCCGUUGAGCGCUUCGUCCCCUGGCGGUAACAGUGACAUACAAACACGAGACCCUUUCCUAAGGACAGGCCAGCAGCUCUCCUUCCUGAGCACCCGGAGGCCCUCGCAAGCGUCAGAUGUCGGGCCUUUCUCAGCUACACUACACUCGACAACUACCAACGACAGUUACCAGAGCUCGGAAGGGUUGAGCCCGGGUUCGCAAGGUCCGCGGUUGAGUAUUGACAGCGCCAUGACUUCAAGAACUCUCCCUCCACCUGUCGGUCCAAAUAUACAGCACGUCCCAUCUCACGGCUCUGGUGGAUUCAAAUGCGACUACCCGGGCUGCAAUGCCACUCCCUUUCAGACCCAAUACCUCCUCAACUCGCAUGCCAAUGUUCAUUCCCAGACCAGAACCCAUUUCUGUCCUGUUCGGGACUGUCCACGAAGUGAAGGAGGGAAGGGCUUCAAGCGCAAGAAUGAGAUGAUACGACAUGGUUUGGUGCAUGCCUCUCCUGGCUAUGUUUGUCCUUUCUGUCCCGAUCGAGAACACAAAUACCCUCGGCCGGAUAAUUUGCAAAGACAUGUACGCGUUCAUCAUCCUGAAAAAGACAAGGACGACGCCCAACUACGAGAAGUUCUUGCGCAGCGGCCAGAAGGUGGAAGCCGAGGACGGCGAAGACGAGUGAGCUGA
Molecule: messenger RNA, 1674 nt
Organism: Periconia digitata
Lineage: Eukaryota; Fungi; Ascomycota; Dothideomycetes; Pleosporales; Periconiaceae
Source: the annotation of a GenBank genome assembly